Amphimedon queenslandica is the source of this 5216-nucleotide messenger RNA. Its product is annotated as leucine-rich repeat-containing G-protein coupled receptor 5A-like. The transcript has 10 exons. Bases 770 to 5014 code for a protein of 1414 amino acids. The record is from RefSeq and is a predicted model, not a curated record. Gene Ontology annotation, molecular function: protein binding; G protein-coupled peptide receptor activity; protein-hormone receptor activity. Gene Ontology annotation, biological process: activation of adenylate cyclase activity; hormone-mediated signaling pathway; adenylate cyclase-activating G protein-coupled receptor signaling pathway. Gene Ontology annotation, cellular component: plasma membrane. Lineage: Eukaryota; Metazoa; Porifera; Demospongiae; Haplosclerida; Niphatidae.
UUUGAAGUCGCUCUUCUAUUGUGUUCCCCCGUAUUGUUUUUAUAAUAAUUGUAGUAAUUCUCGAGCUCUGUGUGUGUGAAUUAUAUCCUGUUUUCGACCCUAUCUCAGUAGAAAGCGGGAGAGCCACUAGUACUACCGGUCCAGCAUAUAUAUCUCUUGAUAUCAUCUCGCCCGAGUGCACAGCAGCAAUUCUUUUCAUCAGUUUGUUGUGCACUAGCAUCAAAAUAAUUAGUGACAUUCCGGAGGAUAAGGCGGAGCACAGCACAAGCUGUAGUGUGCGUGUCUUGAUAUUUCAGUGAUACAAUCCUUUGCUGUCAUUGUCCCCCAGUCCCUCUGUCUCCUUUUCGAGCUCUGUUCUUGAGGCAGUUAAGGACUCUUGACGUAGCGAGUCAGCUUCUAAACUGUUUACUAUAUCGAAUUUCCACCCGCCGUCAAUAGCCAUCCCCUUGGAAGAGGACAAGGACUGUAAUAAAAGAAGACCUCGUUUGAUUCAAAGGAACACUUUUAGGAAGAGGGAGCUUCUUAUUUAUUUUGUACUGGAAGUUCUUCAGGAGAGAGGAAGAGAGAUAGACAUCUUAUUGAUAAACUUUAGGCAUAGCAUUAUGAGAAAGGAGGUGGGCUCGCCAUCACAGCAAAGAUAGCAAACCCGAGCCAAAGAAAAUAAAUAAAGAACUUGCACUACUUACAUAAUAUUAUCUGUCAUAAGGAAACGUAUCUACGGACUGGUUCAUUCGUAUCCAACUCGCCGCCAGCAACACGCUUCUUAAAGAUGUGCUCCAGCUAUUCACAGAGAUGGCUCUCGCUCAUUCUGUCUCUUCUCUGUCUCUUUUCCUUGAUAAAGACUAGCCAUGCCUACUUGCCUUUCUAUUGCCAUGGUUGCUCAUGUGUUGUAACUCCACCAUCAGCUCUAGCAAUAGACUGUAGACGUUUAGAGCUCACAGCAGUACCAGAGUUUUUACAAACAUUCUCAAAUUAUUCCACCUUCAAGCAAAUAUCUAUGUACUUAGACUACAAUAACAUAUCAGGGAUUGGUACAAAUGAUCUCAGCCUAAUGAAGAACCUCACCAGACUUACAAUAACUCAUAACCAGUUGAGCUACAUUGAAGACAAUGCUUUCUCUUAUCAAGACUUCUUCAACAUCCUUGAUCUGUCAUUCAAUCUUCUCACAAGUGAAUCCUUUGCUAAUGAUUCAUUCAACAGCACUGGCUCCAGAGUAGCCACUCUCAAGAUCACCGACAACCUUUUGACGCAUCCUCCAAGAGCUCUGGCAAAAAAAAAUAGACACAUGUCCAUGUCUACACUGUUUCUGGAUAAUAAUCCAAUGGGCCCUGUACUGAAGUCUGAUGCUUUUGAGGGAUAUGCACAAGAUAUAAGGGAAUUGAGGCUAUCUGGUUGUCAAUUGAAGAAAAUUGAGCCAAAGGCAUUUCACUAUGAGAUAUUCCCUGCAUUGAAGACGCUGUUUUUAAACAAUAAUGAUUUCAAUGAAAUCGACGUAAAAUUUCUAGAAGGAGCUCACAUCUCCGACAAACUUUAUUUAAGAAAUGCUGGUAUUCGUGAGAUAAGACCUAGAACCUUCUGGAAGCAUACUUCGCUCAAGCACCUGUAUCUUGAUAAUAAUGAUCUUUCAAGACAAGAGUCACGUAACAGCUUUGUUAAGAUGGACCUAAAGACACUAUCACUAACUAAUUGUAGCUUGACUAGGCUCAGGAGAGGCUUCCUAAGACUAACGGCAACCUCAAUUAAUCUAAAGGGUAACUUCAUUACUAGAAUAUUCAAUGAAACCUUCAGAGACCUUAAGUCAAUCAGAGAGCUGAUAUUGGACAGUAAUAAGAUAAACAGGAUCGACGCUCAACCCUUUCGAAAAAUGACACUACUAAGGAAGCUCUAUCUCGGCAACAAUGAAAUCGAUGACUCCAACCCUUAUUUCCUGGGUGAUCUCCAAUCCCUUACGAGCCUUGACAUAUCUCGUAACAGACUAACCGAGUUUCCUGAUGUCUCUGGCCUGCCAAUUCUAACCACUGUGCUGGCUAGUUAUAAUAACAUUAAGGAACUCAAGGAGGCUACUUUUAACACGAGUGAGUACCUCAAAAAGCUACAGCUGAGCGAUAACAGAAAUCUUGAGGUCAUUGAUCGUAACGCCUUCAAGCGAAACAACCAAAUCGAGAUGGUGGAUGUCAGUUUCUCUGGCCUAAAGCGUCUCCCAAGCUUUGAGACUUUCCCACAGCUGUACGAGCUACGCCUUGAGCACUCGAAACUGACCGAACUUCCUAAAGACCUCUGCACAAUAGCCCCAAACCUCCGGCUACUGUAUGCUUAUGACAAUUACCUGGAGUCCAUCCCUGACCUCAGCAACUGCACUAAACUGAUUCACAUCGAGCUCUACUACAAUAGGAUCAAGGCUAUUCCAGAGUUUGCUUUCAAGGGUCUCUCUGAUUUGCAGACGUUGAAACUCUAUGGGAACAGGAUAACAACUGUUCAUCGGAAUGCCUUUCGUGGUCUGAAUCGACUUUAUGAAUUAGACCUGUCGCAUAAUCAAAUAACUUACCUACCGCACGGACUCUUUUUUAAUCUAACGAACUUGAGGAAACUGGAGCUACAGUUUAACGCCAUUACGAAUCUACCUGAUAAUAUAUUCAGUGAUCUCAACCACCUUGAGCUGCUCUACAUUAAUGAUAAUGCUAUUCGGACCGUGGGCUCUGUCCUCUUCCAUGGUAACAUGACUUGGCUCCAGAACUUGAGUGUCUCCAAUAACCCGGAGAUGGAUUCAUUCCCAAUCCCCACUGAUGGUUUCCCAUUCCUCCAUUCCCUGGGUAUGAGUAACCUCCCAUUAAUAUUCAACGUGCCAACAGUCAUUAAUAUUCCAAGGAUACAGACGAUUGACUUUACCUAUUCCUAUCACUGUUGCCUCUUUAAAGAUUAUGCUCCUCCUUAUCGAGCACUAACCCUUGAGGAGAGCGAAAACACGGGUGAUCCUGAUGUCUUAUUCACCUUUCAAAAUACUCCAGCGGAAGAGGUAACAUUAGCUCCAGAGGUAUCUGACACCUUGCUCUUCCAUGGGAGUGAUCCUUUUACGCAUGACAACGCUGGUGAUAUAAGCCCUCAGCAGUUUAUUAGGGAGCUGCUAGAGUACCAGAGACGCUUUAACGUGACUCUUGUCUCCACUCAGAACGGACAGGUGAUUGUUGUUGAUAAUAGCAACCAUUCCAUUGUCGCUCGUUUGAAGGACGAGGAGUCACGCUACCUCCGAACCAUAUUGCCCUCGUUCUUUGUGAACAGGGAAGUGUACUGUACCCCUCCCCCAAGCUCACUCACUCCCUGUGAUAACCUCUUGGAUCCCCAGCCACUCCCAGUGCUGGUCUGGGUGAUCUGGUUUACAGCUGUUAUUGCUAAUCUCGCCGUUUUAUUUGUCAUGAUUGUGUCAAAGGAGAAACUCGAAGUCCCACACUUCUUCAUCUGUAAUCUGGCAUUUGCUGAUUUUCUUUUAGGCGUCUACCUUGCAUUCCUUGGCGCUGUCGAUAUCCGUACAAGAGGCAAAGGUUUCUAUAAAUCUGCCCUGACCUGGCAGACAGGUCCCGGCUGCCAGACAGCUGGUUUCAUUGCUAUAUUCUCGGCCGAACUCUCAGUAUUCAUUCUGACUUUUCUCACGCUAGAGAGACUCCACACUAUAGCUUAUUCGUUUAAGAGUGGCCGUCUUAGACUCAGAAAUGCGACCAUUAUUGUAUUCAUAUGCUGGAUACUGGCAGGAAUACUAGCAGCCCUCCCUCUAUUUGAUGUCAAUACUUACUCUGAAGUAGCGGUGUGCCUCCCGUUUAGAUUAUCAAAUAUACGUGACAAGCUUUUCAUUGCUCUCAUUUUGACUGUCAAUCUAACUGCCUUCUUCAUCAUCCUCUCAAGUUAUCUCCAUAUCCUUCGUCUUUUCUGUCGCUCCCGAGCCUCUUGCACAGAGCAAGGAAAUAAAAGAGAGAAAAUUGUCAUAUCGUUUAAGAUGGGUAUGCUAGUACUUACCAAUCUCAUCUGUUGGCUACCAUUGGCAGUUGUCGGCUAUGCUGCUAUAGUCGAUCAGCACAUCAUUAACUUCACUGUUGCCAAGUUCUUCAUAAUCCUCAUUUUCCCCAUCAACGCUUGCCUCAACCCAUUCAUCUACUCCAUAUUCACCAAACAGUUCCUGUCUCGUGUCCGUGGUCUCUGCAAGAGAAAGGAUACAAUGCAGCACGUGAGCAACAACAACUCUUUCUAUAGACUCUCUUUCAGACGGAACUCGAUUGCGUCAGCUGCAAGUGAUACGUGUUCGUCUACACUAAGAACUAAUUCCCCGAGAUUUGAUAUUGAUCUUGAUAUGUUGAGUCGACGUCAGAGCCGUCGCUCGUUCAGCGUUCAGCUAGCAUCACCUCCCCUCCCUCAGCCUAUUGUGGGCUUGGCUUCCCCGGCUCCUUAUAUGGGCAGGCGAUACUCUUCCCCUGCCAUAUUUGGAAUGGAGUCGGGACUACCUGAGGCUCAGGGCCUAGAGGGGAGAGGCGAGAUACCACGCUCUCACAGCAAGUGUUUGUCUAUUGUACAAGAGGAGUCCGAUGAAUCUGACACUGAAGAAGCAGCUGCUUCUCAUAGCCCGAGGAGAAGGAGGCGAUCAUCAGAUCCAGAGCUUCUCAACUCCGCUCUCCCUGGCGGGCUCAAGGAUUUAUUAAACGCUCGGAGUAACAAAGUGAGUGAUGAGAGGCGUGACUCAGGCCUGGUCCCUUCUUUUGAGGGCAAUUCUCCGCUCCAUUAUCAGUCGGUAUCACCACCAGCCCAAUCUAGUACAUUAAUAAGAACUAGUGGUGAAGGUCACUCGAGAGAUGAUGCUACCAGCACUAAUUAUCGAAUUCCCUCUCUGUCUUCUCCUGCAGCAGCUUCUCGUGUACAUUUUAAAGAGUACAUACCCAGGAGGUCUUCGCCGCUCUCGACUCAUUCUAUUAGAAUUAUUAACCCCCACACUGCUAAACAGUCAAAACAUAAUGUAAAGGAGUCUCAAGUGUGAGGCUCUUUUUCUCUCCCCCCCCUCUCUCUCUGUCUCUCUCUUUUUCUAUGCCACUAUCCAUUCACACAAUCUCAUUUGUUUGUGUAUUAUCAAUGAUAUGUUGUGUUAUUAUUAUUAUUAUUAUUAUUUUGCUUUAUGGAAUGUUUGUAUUAUUUUAUUAUUAAAAUUAAGAAAAGAUGUUUAACUAAAUAUGAAUCAUAAA